Molecule: messenger RNA, 2323 nt
Organism: Sphaeroforma arctica JP610
Lineage: Eukaryota; Ichthyosporea; Ichthyophonida
Exons: 1
Source: RefSeq, a predicted model, not a curated record
AAGCUCGAUUGGGCGAAUGGUCACGGCACAACCUGCCCAAAUGAAUUAAAAUCGAUAGCAUUGGCAGCUAAUGAACCCGGCAUGCAGAGUAGUAAUGAUACAACUCCCGUAUUGAUCAAUGGUGUAUACGCUGAUGACAAUGACUGGCAUGCAGAUGAUUCCAAAGACCCUACACUAGCAACUGAUAAUCCAGAUGAUAGGGCCGAAAUUACAAUGCCUCCUUCCGAUGUUCUGGCGCCUGCAACCGACCAGACCGGAGAUCUGGGCGACCAUGGGCUUGAUAGUGACAUAGCACCACAGUACGAGAUAGAUCAGAUACUCACCUCUACAGCGCUACACACAGAUAGUUCACAGCAGCAAAUACAUCAGUCCCAUACCCACACAGAAUCUCACGAAUCAUCUGGAGGGAUCCUUCAUGGGUCUCCUCAUAUAAGCACUACAGCUGGUACUGAUACUGAUACCCGUCACAACUCGUUAAAUGCCUCAGACGAUGGGACCGCGAAUGCGUUUAAUACUGUGCAUGGCUCAUUGCUAUCAUUUGACACCUCAACAGACAGCCAAAUCAUUCGGAACUCCUUCACCGCAACCCAAUCGGUAUUUCACGCUCAGGUGCAUGCACAGGCCAACGCCCUCGCACAAGUAGUGUUACUGAAGCAAGUAAAUUCUCACGUACCACAGGCUGCUCACACACCUGCCGCCUUGGGCAGCCCAUCACAGACAGCUUUGUCUGUGGAUAGCUCGUUAACGAGUGAGGGUUGGGGAUUAGCUACUCACGACACUAGCGAUUGUGACACAAAUAUGAACAAAAAGGCUGCAGCGGCCUCCUCCUUGCGCAAUUCCGUAGCACUUUCGGAAACUCAGGAUGCAAAGACAAAGGAUAGAAAAUUCAGGGCGAGGAAGAGGAAGCGUAUAGUCCAUCGGCAAUACGCGAGGGAUGGUCGAGAUGAGGGGCGUGAGAAUACUUUUUUCGGGUUAGCAACCGCGAGUGCUGUGAGAGUCUCCUGUAGUUGGGGCGGGUGCGACCAACAGCAUGUGUACGAUUGGAACAGGAAUGGGUGUGACUCUCUCUUCCGGGAGCAAGGGAGCUGAACGGAUUAGUGUUACGUGAACCAUCAUUUUAGUCCGUGUGGCUGCAGUUGGGGGUGUGGUUGGGCUAAUGUAAUCCACGCACGACGUCAUCCAGUGUAUGGCAAGAUCGUUGGUGAGGACAGUUCUGAAUCUAUCUUGUCUGAUGCCAGACUAUGUUGUAGUCAAUGGUGGCAGACGUUCCAUAAACACGUGCGCAGGAUACACAAAUUGUGCGAAAGAUAUACAUGCACUAAGACAGCAACCACUGAGUUCUACUUGUUACUCAAUGCAGUUGUGCAAUUCAUCGAGAUGGGUACACUACCGACCAGUGCUAUUCGAGGAAAAAAAUAUUGGUUGCCCAUUGACUACUCUCUCAACAUCCAUUACACUCAUCAGCAGUCGCACAAGUAUACUCCGAACAACAUUGAUUUUUACGCGAUGAUCUGCAAUGCGUGGAGCGGUGAGAGUGAUACUCAUAUCGUAGCGAAGUGUGCCUGUGAAGGCAUAUACAUAUUUGCAGAUGAGCGUCGCCAGAGCUAAGGAGAAGAAAAUAUUGUACAUACAGGUCUUUCGGCGAAAGGUAGUCUCUACCCAAGCUUCCUUGCUGUAUUGUUUUGCACCAAUAUCGGGACCCGUUUUUAAGUGGUGACUCUCUUUUCUAGCUUGCAUUUUACGACAUGUUUGUCGAACAUGACAUUCAAUGGCAGCGGUCACGCUGUGUACCCCUCUGAGCCGCACAUACACUCUCCCGCACCAGAGCGUUCUAUUGGAUCGAAAAUGGUGCAAGGAGUCGGCGACACAUCAUGGGCGGCGGUGCAAUUGAAUUGUAUCAUAUCCGUUGUUCUCGUUCGAUAGCUUGAGUAUCUUCUCCAGUAGGGUUUCUUCGUCCAGAUAUCAUGUUGGGUAGGCCGGCUCGCCGCCUUGAGCCCCUUCUCGUUAACCAACGGAUAGAGCAUUCUGGUCAUGCCGAAUAGACAGUGAUGCUGGCUCUGCCUGAUGAGUAGACGUUGCUGGCAAUAUUCGUCGAACAUGAUUUGAUACACAGUUGUCCCCUACAAUCAAAUGGUAUGCGCGCCGCCAAAUACUUCUCGCGUUCACCACUUAGGGAGAAAUUAUAACGUUUUGAGGCGAGCUGCCCCAUGGCUUGUAGAUAGCGGGCGGGACCCAGACUGGUUGAAUACCUUGAGCGAUUCAUGUGCGGUAUGAUCAAAUUGCACAAAACUUUGACACCACAAAUAAAUUAUUACAACACUGA